AUGGACCAGAGCUUUCGCUUCGCCGCCUCGGCGGACACGACAUACCACAGCUUCAACGACAUUGAGCUGCUGGAACCGCCCUCAGUGCCCUCACCACCAGACAGCAGGGGCUCCUCUUCCUCCUUCUCGCCGGCGAGUCUGGCGGACCACCAUGGCGGCACGCCACAGCAGGUCACGGAGCGAGGGGGAAAACUGCCCUUGAUGCCCACUGCGGCCAAGAUGCAGAGGCAGGACUCGGGCUACGAAUCUUAUGGAGCUACUCCGCGCCCCUCCGUCUCCCAAGUCCGCCCGCCCGCCCCAGCUAGGCCGAUGUCCAACACAUCCUCAGCUGGCAUGGGCUCUCCGUCCCGUCUUCGCACCCGGCCGUCAACACGCCGUUCCGCCAAGUCUUUUCCGCAGCCCUCCUGCCCACCGUCUCUGCUGUACCACACUCCUCGGCCCCACGCGUCCAGACCCCCGUCGGCGGCCUAUUUCCAGUUUCCUUCACCUGACCUCCUCGAGCUCACCGAGACAUCGUCUACUUCGCAUCGCCAUCAAGAGCAUGCGCCUGCGACUUACCAGCCGCCACAGACGACCCACUAUUGGACCAGCGACCGCACCCGCCGACUCGAGUACGCCGCCAUCGACGCCGCCGGUCGAGGCGUCAAGGGCUGGGUCCGCAGGAACCUCGUUCCGGGGUGCUUCGGCCCUCGGCACGUUGCCUUCGAUGACGAUACCGGGAGCGUGCGGCGCUACCGGUUGGAGCUCGAAGACGAUCACGACGAGAAGUCUCCGGGUCCCAGCCCCGGGAGGCGGCGUAAGGGCUGGCAAUUUUGGCCGUUGCUCCGCAGGAGCAAGACCCUUUGA
This is a messenger RNA of Hirsutella rhossiliensis, 846 nucleotides long. RefSeq lists its product as uncharacterized. The record is from RefSeq and is a predicted model, not a curated record. The transcript has a single exon. Lineage: Eukaryota; Fungi; Ascomycota; Sordariomycetes; Hypocreales; Ophiocordycipitaceae. Bases 1 to 846 code for a protein of 281 amino acids.